Messenger RNA from Nicotiana tabacum (common tobacco), 842 nucleotides. Its product is annotated as zinc finger protein ZAT11. Lineage: Eukaryota; Viridiplantae; Streptophyta; Magnoliopsida; Solanales; Solanaceae. The record is from RefSeq and is a predicted model, not a curated record.
AAAUCAAAACCUAGAUAUAUGUGAAGCAAAACCAACCCAAGUGUAUCAUAUAUCCUCUUACUUCUAAGUUCUCACAUUUCUCUCAAAGUUUCAAAUUUGGUAUACAAUAAGACGUCUUAGUAUCUUCAUUCUUUUUUCUCCAUCAAUAUUAUGAAUGCCAUGAAAAGAAGCAGAGAAGAGGACAGGCAAGUGGAAGCAGAAGCCAUGGCUAACUAUGCCUUAAUGCUAUUGUCUCGUUUAAACAACAACAACAACAACACGACUUCAACAGAUCGAGAUUAUCACAAUGAUUUCGAAUGCAAGACUUGCAAUAAACGCUUUCCAUCUUUCCAAGCUCUUGGCGGCCAACGUGCAAGUCAUAAACGGCCAAGAUUACUUGCCAGAGAUUUUCUUGUGCAAUCAAAAAAGAAUAAAAUGCAUGAAUGUUCUAUUUGUGGUAUGGAGUUUUCUUUGGGUCAAGCUUUAGGUGGUCACAUGAGACGUCACCGUGAUGAAAUUAAUAAUACUUCAGCGGCAGCCGGAAAGACAAUGAUUCCGGUGUUGAAGAAGUCAAAUAGCAGCAAGAGAAUUUUCUGCGGCUUGGACUUGAACUUAACCCCUGAUGUAGAUGUUGAACUGAAGUUAUGGCCGACGGCACUAGUUUUAUCUCCUGUUUUGAGAAUCUUUAUUUAAGUCCCUUUUCUUAGUUAACCUUUUAGGAUUAGCAGAAAUUGAUUUGCUAACUCUUUUCGGGUUCUGCCCUUGUAUAUUUCCAUAACUAGUGAAUACGCACUUCGCGCGCUUGUAUAAAAGAUAAUUAAGCAAAUCAGGUUACUUAUAAGACCUAAUUGGAUUUGUUUUUU